AUGACUAAUGUAUCCAGUGAUACAGAAUCAAUAAAAAGCAUGAUUGUAAAUAUAAUAGAUCAAAAUAAAGGUCACGAUAUAGUUACUUUCGAUGUGCAGAAUAGAACCAUUAUUGCAAAAUAUAUGAUUAUUACAUCUGGUGAUUCAAGUCGCCAUGUGAAAGCGUUAGCUGAACACGUAAUAAAAAGUCUCAAGCGACAUGAUAAAAUAGAUGUAGAAGCACCAAGUCUUCAUAUUGGUCAUCUAAUGCAUAUUAUGAUGUUCCGCCACCUGCAAAAAUUUGGUUACAAGUCGAUAGUUUUACUUGGAGGUGGCACAACGAAAAUCGGCGACCCAUCCGGUAAGGAUAAAGCAAGAAGCUUCUUAUCUAUCAAGGAUAUUAGCGAAAAUAUAUCUAGUAUAAAGAAAACAUUGAAGAAAAUGAUAUCUUUCGAUGAUGGAAAGACUGGUGCAGUUAUAGUAAAUAACGCAGACUGGUUGGAUAGUAUAAAAUAUAUAGACUUUUUGCGUGAUAUAGGAAUACAUCUUUCAGUAAAUCGCAUGCUAAGUUUUGAUAGUGUGAAAACUAGGCUGGAUAGAGAGCAAACCUUAAGCUUCUUAGAAUUUAAUUACAUGCUAUUGCAGGCUUAUGAUUUUGUUGAGUUGAAUAAAAAGCAUGGCUGUCGUCUGCAGAUUGGAGGGUCAGACCAAUGGGGAAAUAUAGUAAAUGGAAUUGAGCUUGGAAAAAAGUUGAAUUUACCUGAGCUGUUUGGCCUUACCACCCCUCUUUUAUUGAAUGCUCAAGGGGUAAAAAUGGGCAAAACUGAAAGUGGAGCAGUGUGGCUUGAUGAUAAUAUGCUAAAGCCUUACGACUACUGGCAAUAUUUUCGCAACGUUGAUGAUCAAGAUGUUGGACGUUUUUUGAGAUUGCUCACUGAUGUGUCAAUUGAUGAGAUCAAAAAGUUAGAAUCCUUAAAAGAUCAGGAAAUAAAUGAAGCAAAAAAGGUCUUGGCAACAGAAGUGACAAAAAUAUGUCAUGGUGACAAAGAAGCGGCACUCGCACUAUCUGCUGCAGUCUCUGCUUUUGAGAAUGAAGAUAGCUCACUACUUCCUGAUUACAUCAUAAAAAAAGAACAAGUUGCAAGCGGCAUAUCCUUAGUAGACCUACUGCAUGACACCGAUUUUGAACCUUCAAAAGGCGCUGCAAAGCGUUUAAUACAGGGCAAUGGGUGCAAAGUUAAUGAUAAUAUUAUAAACAAUGUUAACUACAUAAUAAAUUCUGAGAGCUUUAAAGAAAAUAGUGCCUCACUAGAACUGACAGAGGAAGAGAAAAUUGAGCCUAAACAUCUUGGAAACUACAAAGUAGAAAAGCAUAAACAAUUUAUUGAGAACUGGUUACCCAAACAUACCAUACAACAUGGAGCAAAUUUUCAAAAUUCGAGAAUUAUGUAUAAAGCGAUUGGAAAGAUAGUAGAAAGCGAAAUUCUAUUAUAUAUAGCUAAAGUGGCUUAA
Messenger RNA from Vollenhovia emeryi, 1491 nucleotides. Its product is annotated as tyrosine--tRNA ligase, mitochondrial-like. The coding region runs from base 1 to 1491 and encodes 496 amino acids. The transcript has 3 exons. Gene Ontology annotation, biological process: tyrosyl-tRNA aminoacylation. Lineage: Eukaryota; Metazoa; Arthropoda; Insecta; Hymenoptera; Formicidae. The record is from RefSeq and is a predicted model, not a curated record. Gene Ontology annotation, cellular component: cytosol. Gene Ontology annotation, molecular function: ATP binding; tyrosine-tRNA ligase activity; RNA binding.